Molecule: messenger RNA, 979 nt
Organism: Cucurbita pepo subsp. pepo (vegetable marrow)
Lineage: Eukaryota; Viridiplantae; Streptophyta; Magnoliopsida; Cucurbitales; Cucurbitaceae
Product: Ubiquitin-associated/translation elongation factor EF1B protein
Biological process (GO): ubiquitin-dependent protein catabolic process via the multivesicular body sorting pathway
Cellular component (GO): ESCRT I complex
Molecular function (GO): ubiquitin binding
Source: RefSeq, a predicted model, not a curated record
AAAGUCUACUUCUCCGCGAAGCGUUCAACUUGGAUUGUCCACCGUCUUUCCCACCGUAUUCUUCUUCCUCCUUUCGGCUAUGGCUUAUGAUUACAGAAACAAGCCCGGCUACUACAACGCUCAUCCUCCGAUGUACGGCCCAGCCGCUUCAUCUUCACCAUCUCCUUCAAUUCAUCCUAUGUAUACACAGUCCAUGUACCCGAGGAUCGGUCAGCAAGGUCAUUCACCGGCGCCUCCGGUGGCUCGAGUCUCCUCCCACCACCAUUCUUCUUCUGCUGCUCCUUCUCCAUCUUCUCCCUCCUCUUCAGGAUUGGGCAUCCGGGUUACCAUUAAACCGGAAUAUCGAAUUACUCCUCCGCCUCAAUUAUCGCCACAAGUUGGAGAUAUUCCUCGGAGCAAUUUCCAAUUUGAUUUUGAGUUUGAGAAAAAGGUUUUGGCUGAAGCAGAGAAAGAAACUCCGAAUUGGAAUCGGUUUGGGUUGGAACACCCUCCUUCUAGACCUGUAGAGUCGUCAUCUUCAAUGGGUUCUCCAGGAGAUCCAGUUGUGAACAAGUAUGUUGCAUCUGGCUUGAGUCGGGAAGCAGUUUCACUUGCAGUUGCUAAUUAUGGAGACAAUCCAACCAAGGUUCAAGAAUUUGUGAAAGGCUACACACUCCUACGAGAGAUGGGAUUUCCAUCCAACAAAGUGGUCGAGGCAUUACUCAUGUAUGACAACGACACUGAUAAGGCUGUAGCUCACUUUCUUGGCGGUACGUCAUAAAAUAAGAAUUCUGGAAAUGAUUGUGUUGUACUUCAACUAUGGCAUCUUUGUAUAUGACAACAGAGGCCACUUGAGAUUGUAAAUUUGACAAAGAAUAUAGGCGUUUGUAGUGCUGACUAUUUGGUUUUGGUUGAUAUUUUGGGAGCAAUAUGAUAUUAUCCACAUAUGUUAUACCAAAGUUAUCACCUUUCUAGUAAUGAUUAUGUAUGGAAUUUUGUU